Molecule: messenger RNA, 501 nt
Organism: Acanthosepion pharaonis
Lineage: Eukaryota; Metazoa; Mollusca; Cephalopoda; Sepiida; Sepiidae
Source: the annotation of a GenBank genome assembly
AUGCGUGUCAGAUACGUAUGUUAUAUCUAUCUGUCUAUCUUAUUAAAACUGAUUUCUAUCUAUCUAUCUAUCUAUCUAUCUAUCUAUCUAUCUAUCUAUCUAUCUAUCUAUCUGAUUCCUUUAAAUAUCUAUCUAUCUAUCUAUCUAUCUAUCUAUCUAUCUAUCUAUCUAUCUAAUUCAAACUGCUUUCUUUCUAUCUUAAUAUCUAUCAACUUGGGGCGGUCUACGUUUGGAAUAUCCCUAUACUUUUUUUGUCUGUCUGUCUAUUUUAUAAAAACUGCUAUCUAUCUGUAUCGCUUCAUUACCUAUCUAUCUAUCUAUCUAUCUAUCUAUCUGUCUGUCUCUUUACCUGUCUGUCUGUCUAUCUAUCAACCUGACUUACUGUCUCUCUCUCUAUCUUUUCAUUAUUUAUUUAUCUAUUUUAUUAAAACUGAUAUCUAUCUCAGUCUCUAUCUUUAUCUUUCAAUUUAUCUAAUCCAACGUCUUUCCCUCUUCAUUUGA